CAUGCCUUGCCUUACUUGAUCUUACUAACUAGGACUUGGUUCCUUUUCGGAUGUGGUAUCCUAUCUAUUCUAAUUCUUUCCUAGGAUGGUCGAUAGUAGUACUUUGUGCAUACUAUGCCUGUCUCUCUCGCUAUCAGUAACUAUCAAGGGCACCCCGGUUUACUCCUCCCUAUCUGAUAAGUUUUCGGAACUGAGAAAUUCCCCUCAUCGAGUUUACUCUACUUGCUUACUAACUACCCCUCAGUUCGCCAACUCCUACUGGGAUUGUACUAUUCUAUGUCUACUAUAUGUCGAAGCGUGCUAUCUAUCCCACUACGGGAGUCGGAUCCGUGGGAAGAGAGUCAGACAAACAGCAAUAGCAAAGAGGAGGAGAAAGAACUGGAAUGCUCCGCACGGGUAUAGGUAUUCCGUUGUAGGUAAUGAGAUCAGAAAUGAGCGAGGAUAAUGUUGGAGAGGUGUUGGUAUAAAGCCUAUAACCUCCCAGUGUAUCUAAAGAAUGGAAUAUUA
Molecule: messenger RNA, 507 nt
Organism: Aspergillus neoniger CBS 115656
Lineage: Eukaryota; Fungi; Ascomycota; Eurotiomycetes; Eurotiales; Aspergillaceae
Exons: 1
Coding region: 86-445 (119 amino acids)
Source: RefSeq, a predicted model, not a curated record